UAAAAAAUGGCGACUUAUGUGAAAUUAAUUAAGGGUACCUUCAAUUAUAUGUGGAGACAUUUUGUUCGUGUAAAAGAACAAUUUUGUAUCACUUACCUGCCCGAGGAAGUUUUUGCUAUUAAUUACUAUGAAACACCAUCACAAAUUCAAAAUAAUAGGAAUAGUUCUUCGAAUGCUUCUGUUUUUGAGGAUAUAUUUGGAAACGGAUUUUUAUGGGCAGUUCCUCGUAGUCGUCGAUCCAUUGAAAAAAGACUUACCAGAAAGAUGGGUCAGAAUAAAAUGCUUGUUCCAAAGAAGAAUAUUUUGAUUUGCAAUGAGUGUGGGCAUUUUCAUGAGGCACAUACUAUAUGUGGAAAUUGUUAUGAAAAAGUGAAACAAGAGACGCAGUUAUUGCAGGAAGAAAUCCAAAAAGAGCUUAGUUUGGAACCAGUGGAGAAGGAAGUAGUCAUUGUUUACCAAAAAGAACCAAAAGAUUACUUGAAAGUACAAGGAAAAAGAAUUGUUGAAAUCCCACGUGAACGGCCUUCUUGGUUUAGCAAGAAUAUUUUGGAAAAAACUUACAGUACAAAUAAAGCCAAGCAUUAGAAAUAAAUUUACAUUUGUCAGAACUGUAUGUCCAUUAAUAAGGUAUAUGUUUGUUUUUCAUUAAGAAAUGUCUUUUUUUUUAUGCUUUCUUGAUAUGUAAUUUUGAAGAAAACUAGUGUGUAGUUUUCACCGUUGUUAACUUUGAAAGAAGAACGUACCUCAUACUUUUAAACCUUAUUUGUAGGACAUUUAAGUUGUUAUUGGAAUAGAAUUAAAACACAAUGAUCAUAUUUUAAA
Limulus polyphemus (Atlantic horseshoe crab) is the source of this 822-nucleotide messenger RNA. It is a transcript of the gene mRpL32, whose product is annotated as 39S ribosomal protein L32, mitochondrial-like. Gene Ontology annotation, cellular component: mitochondrial large ribosomal subunit. Lineage: Eukaryota; Metazoa; Arthropoda; Merostomata; Xiphosura; Limulidae. The transcript has a single exon. Bases 7 to 585 code for a protein of 192 amino acids. Gene Ontology annotation, molecular function: structural constituent of ribosome. The record is from RefSeq and is a predicted model, not a curated record. Gene Ontology annotation, biological process: translation.